AUGGCGGCUUCACGGACAGGGAAGAGCGGUCUGCUGGAGAAAUGGAGAAUCGAUGAGAAGCCAGUGAAGAUCGACAAAUGGGACGGAGCCGCGAUCAAGAACUCGCUGGACGACGCGGCCAAAAAGGUCCUGCUGGAGAAGUACCAGUACCAGGAGAACUACUCCCUGGUGGAUGGGAGGUUGUUGAUCUGCACAGUAUCCUGUGUGUUUGCGGUAGUGGCUCUGCUCUGGGACUAUCUGCACCCGUUCCCCGAGUCCAGACCAGUGUUGGCGGCCUGCGUCAUCUCUUACUUCCUGAUGAUGGGGGUCCUGACUCUCUACACUUCGUACAGAGAGAGGAACAUCUUCCUGGUGGCUUUGCAGAAAGACCCAGCGGGUCUGGAUCCGGACCACGUCUGGACCCUGUCCUCCUCCCUUAAGAGGUUUGAUGACCAGUAUUCCCUACGUCUGUCCUUCAUGGCUGGGCGCACACGUUUGACCCGGGAGGUGGAGGUGACCCGCUCUGUGGCAGAGUUCUUCGACGACUCUGGGACUUUGGUCAUGGAUCAUUUUGAGAAGUGUGUUUCCAGGAUGCACGACUCUCUGAGCAGCGACAAGAAGAGCAAGUAA
This is a messenger RNA of Knipowitschia caucasica, 609 nucleotides long. The record is from the annotation of a GenBank genome assembly. Lineage: Eukaryota; Metazoa; Chordata; Actinopteri; Gobiiformes; Gobiidae.